Pogoniulus pusillus (Red-fronted tinkerbird) is the source of this 4050-nucleotide messenger RNA. It is a transcript of the gene ABHD1, whose product is annotated as abhydrolase domain containing 1. Lineage: Eukaryota; Metazoa; Chordata; Aves; Piciformes; Lybiidae. The record is from RefSeq and is a predicted model, not a curated record. Gene Ontology annotation, biological process: medium-chain fatty acid catabolic process; medium-chain fatty acid biosynthetic process. The transcript has 8 exons. Gene Ontology annotation, molecular function: monoacylglycerol lipase activity; acetylesterase activity. The coding region runs from base 77 to 1546 and encodes 489 amino acids.
AGUGGUGGGCGGUGCCGCAGUGGACGGGGCUACGGCGAGGCGAGGCCGGUGCGGAGCGGCAGCGUCGCGCUGGGGCAUGGCCGCGGAGGGGCUGCCGGUGCCCGCGUUGUUGCCGCCGUUUCCGCUGCUGCUGGUGGCCGCCGCCGCCGUCCUCUUCGGCUACUACUGGGCUCGGGUGCCGCGGCGGCCGCUCCUCGCCGCCGGCCCGCGGCUCCGCGCCUUCUUGCAGCGGCACUGCCCCGCCGUGGGCGAGACCUUCUGCCCCACGCCCUGGUGCUUCGAGGGCCGCCUGCAGACCGUGCUGGGAGCCCUGCUCCAGGCCCGCCCGCCUGUCUCCUACCGCAGCGAGGCCAUCCGCACCCCUGACGGAGGGCAGCUUAUCCUCGACUGGGCCGAGAACACCGACAGUCACCGGCACCCGGAUCCCCGUGCCCGCCCCACCGUCCUGCUGCUGCCGGGUCUCACUGGCAGCAGCCAGGCCGGUUACCUGCUCCGCCUUGCGCACCGGGCCAGCUGCGCCGGCUACAGGUCCGUCGUGCUCAACCACCGAGGCUGCCGGGGCGAGGAGCUGUUGACGCCCCGGACAUUCUGCGCCAGCAACACCGAAGACCUGGAGACAGCCAUUGCCCAUGUCAAGCGCCAGUACCCGUGUGCCCCAGUACUGGCUGUGGGCGUUUCCCUGGGCGGGAUGCAGGUGCUGAACUAUCUGGGGCGGAAGGGUCAGGCAGCAGGGCUAGUGGCAGCCAUGGCCCUGUCCCCAGUCUGGGACCCCAGCAUCUCAUCCACAUCACUGGAGCAGCCUCUGAAUUGCCUGCUCUUCAACCAGCGCCUUGCUGUCAGCCUCUGCCAGCUUGUCAGCAGGCACAGAGCGGCAAUCGGGGACAAAGUGGAUGUGGAGCACGUUCUAAAGGCACGAACCAUCCGAGAGUUCGAUGAGCGCUACACGGCUCAGGCCUUUGGCUACCGCUCCUGCCACGAGUACUACGAGGCGGCCAGCCCCAAGCGCCAGCUGCACCGCAUCCACGUGCCUGUGCUCUGCCUCAAUGCUUCAGAUGAUCCCUUCUCCCCACUGCAUGGUGAGUGGGGGGAACCGAGGGCCAGCCCUGACAGUGGGGUUGCCCCUGGCAAACUCCUUCUCACUAUGGUUGUCCAGCCAUCCCCGUGGAGACCGCCUGGCACCUGCCCUACGUGGCACUGUUGGUCACAGCCCAUGGGGGACAUAUUGGCUUCCUGGAAGGGCUUUGGCCCCGCCCUGGUAGUUUCAUGGAGCGACUCUUCUCCCAGUUCAUCACUGCUGUCUUUGAGCACGGGGACGAAGUACGGCAGCUGGAAGGGGAUGGGGAGGGCAUCAGGGAGAGGGUUGUCGAGCAGGGCACUACCUGACCCCCUAAUAAACUUGCACAGCUGCAGCCAUGUGUCCAUGGACUGGGCAGGGAAGGUGUGGCAGGCGGCUAGUGCAGAUUCCCAAGCCAGGAGCAGCUCCAGAGCCAGCAUCACUCUCUGUCAACACAGAUCAGACAGCGGUGCCUUUGCUCUCCAGUUUUAAUGGCAGCACGGAGACAGAGGGCUGUAGGACCACCUCCUCCGCGGGGCCAGCCCCGUACCACAAUGCAGCCAGCACAGUCCUGCCAGGCCAGGGCCCCUCGUCUGCUCCCCGAGCACCAGCGGGGACAGCAGGACUGGGGCUGGUCCCUUGUCUGCUUCACAGUCUGCUUAGGGUGGGCCGAGGUACAGCAGAGACUGGCCAGCUUCGGGGGAGGGGGGCGUGUCUGUCCUGGCGCUGGGGGGAGGCUGUAACCUACAGGAACCCUGGGAAGGCAAGCUGCAGCAGCAGGAUAGUGGCCACAAUGAGCCCCGCACAGAGCAGCAGCAGCAGCCAGACAGGGAGGGAGCCUGUGGAAGAGACAGAGGUGAAGAUGGGUGCUGCAGCCCCCGGGACCCCCAUGCAUGCUGGAGGAUGGGAAAAGGCAAAACCCUGCUCCGGAAUGCAGAGAAGUGGUAGGUACCCCAGCACCCACGGCAGCUCCCCAGGACCUACGUCGGCUGGGAAGCAGGUGCAGCUUGCAGCGGCUGUCCACAGCGACACUGAGCAGGGCAGCCUCAUUCCCUGCCAGCAGCUCCCGCCCACGCUGGCUCUCGGGGACAAAAGCCACAUCCGUCACCACAAUGCCAUGUGCCUCCUUCACGUAGUAUAGCCUCUGCAGGGUGGGAGAGGGGAGGAUUGGCCCAAGGUAGCCUGGCCACAGGAGCACACUGGGACUGCCACCUCACGUCUCCCUGCUCAACCUGGCUACCCCACAGCUUACCUGCAGCGAGAAGGCAAUGUGGAUGGCAACGGAUCCUGUCACUGUGCCCAGCCCCAGGAAGGUGCCUGAGUCACUGCAGGAGAAGAACAGUCAGUGGGACUUGUGCAGCCCUCAGUCCCAAACCUGCCUGGCCCCUGGGUACCUGAUAGAGAGGCAGGAGAUGACCUCACUGCCACAGGGUCGGGUCAGCAGUGGCAGGAAGCUCUUUCCAUCCCAUUUGGUCAGGUAGCAGGGUGGAGGGCGACGUUCUCGCUUGUGGGGCACCUGCACAGUGUAAAGCCGCAGCAGCCCAGCGUUGUCUUCCACAGUCCCAAACCUGCCCCAGGGAGAGCACACGGUGAAUCGCUCCCUACAGUCAGCACCACCAUGCCUCCUCCACCCAGGGUUGUGAGGGGGACAUCUGGUGCAUUGAGGGAAAGCCUGCCAGCACUGCAAUGAAAGCUCACCAGCACCCAGCACCUUCCACUUCCCACCUCACCUCUCCCAUGCUCAGACUUGAAGCCAGACCCAACCCCACUAAAGCAAACAGCAGAGUUGCUUUUUCCCCUAGCCCAGGGAACUGGGAGUAAGCUUGGUGUAGAGCAGCAGCUCUGUGGGGGUGUUCCGUUCCCAGCCCCCUGCCCUCACCGGCAGGCCUGGUAGCGGUAAGCUUUGUCAGGUAUGCUGGGCAGGUUCUCAUUCCAGCGCAGCCCUGUCACCAGCUGGUCCUGCUGCCACACACAGCACUGGAAGUCCCGUCCUGCUGUCACCACCUGCACAGAGAGGCCACAGGCACCCAGGGGAUGAUUCAUCACGUGGAACCAUCUGAUACCCUCAAUGUCAGGGGCCAGGGAGCCACCUGCCACUCACCUUGUUGUCAGGGCCCAGCGCAAUAUCUUCAAUCUCCCCAUCAUGGGCUUUGAACUCCAGUGUCUUCUUCAUGCUGGGGAACUGUAAGAGAACAGCAGGUGUCAGAGUGGUGCCCAUGGGCCAGAUCCCCACAGCAGCACCCAGAAUCACUCAGAGAAGGUGUAGGGAAGACAAAGCAUUACACAGCCACAGGUGCUGCCAAACUGACAACACUGUGACUUGGCAUUCCCUACCAGAUGCAUGGCACAAGCACGGCGAUGCCUGGCCUUAGCUCUCCCUGUACUUACCUCCCAGAGGCGAAGGAAGCCAUCAGCACCACCAGUGACAAGCAGAGAGCAGUCAGCAUUGAAGCGGACAGCCUUCUGCAGGGCGUCGGGGCUGAAAUCCGUACGGACGCUGUGCAGACUCUCCACUGUCACCUCGCUUGUCUGACUCUGUGUGUCACCCUGCCCCACCGGACUGGGACCCUUCCGCUUCCGUGGCCCCUUCUCCCCACUGCCUGUGGUGGGGCAGAUGACAUGGAGCCCUAGCACAGGUCCCUGCCACUAGGCAGGCUGAGACCAGUGGGGUGCUGCAGACCAUCUCUAGAGCACCCCACAGAUCACCCAGCUCCCCACAUCCUGCCCCACACUGCCCAGGGCAAGUGCUGUCAGGCCCCAGGCAAAGCGGGACCUCACCGUUCUGGCCGUCUGAGCUGCUCUUGGCCUCGGGUGCCUGCAGGCUGAAGCGGAGGAUGUGGCAGCUGGCAUCCUGCCCCGCGGCAAUGAUGUCGUCGUGGGCCAAUGCCAUGGUCAUGGUGGCGCGAGUCUCGGUGUCGUGAGAGUGGAGCAGGGAGGCACUGAGCUGCCCCCCGAUCUGCUCCAGAUGCAAAAAGUGCUGCAGGACAGCAGUCGGA